AUGGCGUCGCCCUUCAGUGGGGUGCUGCAGCUGACGGACCUGGAUGACUUCAUCGGGCCGUCGCAGGACUGCAUCAAGCCCGUGAAAGUGGACAAGAGGCCGGGCAGCGGCGUGGCCAGGAUUCACAUUGAGGAUGAUGGGAGCUACUUCCAAGUGAGCCAAGAUGGUGGGACGCGGAGGCUGGAGAAAGCAAAGAUAUCGCUGAACGACUGCCUGGCGUGCAGUGGCUGUGUCACCUCAGCAGAGAGUGUGCUCAUCACCCAGCAGAGCCACGGAGAGCUCCGGAAGGUUCUCAACGCUAAUAAGGCAGCAGCGCCAGGGCAGCAGAAGCUGGUGGUCGUCUCGGUCUCCCCACAGUCCACGGCUUCGUUAGCUGCGAGAUUUCAGCUGAGCCCUUCAGACACUGCCAGGAAGUUAACUUCCUUCUUCAAAAAGAUAGGAGUUCACUACGUGUUCGACACGGCCUUCUCACGAAACUUCAGCCUCAUCGAGAGCCAGCGUGAGUUCGUGCAGCGCUUCCGGAACCAGGCUGACCCCAAACAGGCCCUGCCCGUGCUGGCUGCUGCCUGCCCAGGCUGGAUCUGCUAUGCCGAGAAGACUCACGGCGGCGUCCUGCUCCCGCAUCUCAGCACUGCCCGGUCCCCACAGCAGGUCAUGGGCGCCCUGGUCAAGGACUUCUUCGCCCAGCAGCAGCACCUGGCCCCUGACCAGCUCUACCAUGUGACGGUGAUGCCCUGCUACGAUAAGAAGCUUGAAGCAUCCAGACCCGACUUCUUCAACCAGGAGUUCCAGACACGUGAUGUGGACUGUGUCAUCACCACAGGGGAGGUGUUCAAGCUUUUAGAGGAGGAGGGGGUCUCAUUGCCAGACCUGGAGCCCACCCCGUUGGAUGUGCUGUGCAGCUGCGUUUCCACCGCGGAGCCCACCAGCCAUCGGGGUGGGGGCUCCGGGGGCUACCUGGAACACGUGUUCCGGCACGCUGCCCACGAGCUGUUCGGGAUCCAUGUGGCGGAGCUCACCUAUAAGCCCCUGAGGAACAAGGACUUCCAGGAGGUGACCCUGGAGCGGGACGGCCAGGUCCUCCUUCACUUCGUAGCUGCCUACGGCUUCCGUAACAUCCAGAACCUCGUGCAGAAGCUCAGGCGUGGGCGCUGCCCGUACCACUACGUGGAGGUCAUGGCCUGCCCUUCAGGCUGCCUGAAUGGCGGGGGACAGCUCAGGGCCCCGGACACGCACGCCAAGGAGCUACUGCAGCAGGUGGAACAGCUGUACAGGGAGGUCAGGACCCAGGCGCCCGAGGACGCGCCCGGGGUCCACGAGCUGUAUGAGCGCUGGCUGCAGGGCGAGGGCUCAGACAAGGCGGGCCGCAUGCUACACACACAGUACCACGCUGUGGAGAGAGCCAGCUCUGGCUUCAGCAUCAAGUGGUAG
This is a messenger RNA of Orycteropus afer afer, 1431 nucleotides long. It is a transcript of the gene CIAO3, whose product is annotated as cytosolic iron-sulfur assembly component 3. Gene Ontology annotation, cellular component: cytosolic [4Fe-4S] assembly targeting complex. The transcript has 11 exons. Lineage: Eukaryota; Metazoa; Chordata; Mammalia; Tubulidentata; Orycteropodidae. The record is from RefSeq and is a predicted model, not a curated record. Gene Ontology annotation, molecular function: 4 iron, 4 sulfur cluster binding. Gene Ontology annotation, biological process: iron-sulfur cluster assembly. The coding region runs from base 1 to 1431 and encodes 476 amino acids.